Molecule: messenger RNA, 1563 nt
Organism: Priapulus caudatus
Lineage: Eukaryota; Metazoa; Priapulida; Priapulimorpha; Priapulimorphida; Priapulidae
Exons: 4
Coding region: 91-591 (166 amino acids)
Source: RefSeq, a predicted model, not a curated record
GCUGACGACAAUUAAAGAUAUCAUACACGACCUGACGAGGCUCGAGUGAUUUCGGCGCUGUUACGCUGUGACUAUCAUUAUAUCUGGAAGAUGAAGCUUUUCAUCUUAGCCGCUGUUCUUGUGCAUAUGGCACUUGCCAGUUCGUAUGGCCAGUCAGGUGGCGGAGUAGCCUACCCUGGUACAGGCGGUAACUACUAUGGAGACGUAGGUAGCGGUUACGCGCUGCCCGACCAAGUGCCAUACGGCAUCACCGGACCUCUGAUCGUACCCUAUACCAGCGACAUUCACAAGCGCCAUCACGGCGGAUACAAGCAUGGAAUACACGAUGCUAGGAAUCAACAGCACUCGGGUAACUACUACAAGGACAACGGUGCCUACAACGACAACACCAACGGCCGAUACUACAACAACCAGUACAACCUGAAGGGCAGGGGCGCACAGUUCCGGAACAAUUACCUAUCUGACUUCAAUGGAAAGCAUUUAAACAACAACUACGUGAAGGGUAAGGCUUGGGGCCACAGCCAGUUCGCGCCCACGGCUGGUCUCUACUACAGGAAGCUGUACUCCGGAUUAAAACCCAUUUACUGGUAGACAACGCUCGCUGCUCAUCGCUGUGACCAGUUCGUUCUUCCUGUCUACAACUCAUUUUAUGAUCUUGCCUCGCGUGACGUUGACUCACAGGUCAUGCGCGUCUAUAGUUACACUCCAAUGAAUGCUUUACGCGUACACGUACUGAAUUUCAAACUUGUGCAGUUACUCUACAGUCUACUAAUAGAUCUGCGAAUGUUAAAGUUUGCAAGGCAAGGUUACACAGAGCUAUCAUUUGUAAAUAUAACGAGGCACAUCAAAUUCGAACGCGAAAUAGAGCGUUUAUAUUGUUCUUUGCUAUUUUACUAACGUAUCACGUCAGAUGAAGCCGAAGACUAACAAGUUCGAUGCGGGACCGUCUAAUGUGUCCUAUUCUCAUUUAACUUCUUCCGUGAAAACGGCGCAGCGCCGUAUCAACGCGGAUGUUAUUGCGUGUCUGAUUACUAGGCAAGACUCGUAUGACAUUUUGAACCUGUUUACCUGGCAACAUUUUCGGCACGUAAAACUCAAAUGAAAUCUAUUUACGGGCGUACCUGUGGCCAACUCUCCCACCCCCCAUUAUUGCCCCAUUGUUGCACAAGUGUUGUUGUGAUAAAUGCGCUACGACAUGGUAAACUUUCAAAUAACGCCUCGCCGCAUAUCCGCAAUAUUUUACUAGUAUCACAAUUACGACUGGUUCUCACAGAGUUGUAGAUGCAUGGUGAAUCGCUAAUAACGGCCAUACAGUUCAUCUCGCAGAUAUUUAUUCACAUAUUACAUGGCACAUAAUACCUGCAUAGUUUAUCGUAAAAUUUGCGAGCGAAGAAAUUAUGCUCUAGCUUACGACUUGCUAUCUUUUGCUGUUGACGUUGUUUUCGUCGUUGUUAGUAGGAUCUACAGCUCUACUCACAGAUAACGAUGUAUUUUUUUCACUAUAUAUAUGACGCCGUUGUUACUGUUGUUAAUAUUAUUGAUAAAUAAAUUUGUUAGUUGUUU